Pollicipes pollicipes is the source of this 1208-nucleotide messenger RNA. RefSeq names its product DNA repair protein XRCC1. Bases 163 to 405 code for a protein of 80 amino acids. Lineage: Eukaryota; Metazoa; Arthropoda; Thecostraca; Pollicipedomorpha; Pollicipedidae. The transcript has 3 exons. The record is from RefSeq and is a predicted model, not a curated record.
CCGACCAAGCCGGCGGCCGUCGCCGAGGACUCGGACGCCGCGUACGAGGCGGACACGGACGAGGACGAGCCGGCCGAGCGGCGGCCCGACACGACCGGGCUGCGCGUGCCCGAGCUGCCCGACUUCCUGCGUGGCAAGACGUUCCUGCUGUACGGGCAGACCAUGUCGACGGAGACGCGGCGCCAGGCGGGCCGCUACAUCACGGCGUUCGGCGGGAAGCUGGAGCAGUACUUCGGCGACGGCAUCAACUAUGUGAUAACGUCGGACGCGUGGGACGGCAACUUCGACGAGGCGCUGUCGGCCAACCCUGAGCUGAUGUUCGCCCGGCCGACCUGGCUGGACGCCUGCGCGCGUCAGCAGAAGCUGGUGCCGCCCCAGGCGUACCUGGUGACGGCCGACCUCUGACGGGCGAGCGCGCGGCGGAUGGUGGCCGGCCCUCACACAGCAGCCAUGGCAGAGGAACUGGUGCCGGGGAGCCGCCAAACUGGUGCCACAGGCCAAACUGGUGCCAGAGGACUGUGAUGAGGGCGGCCCAGAGCCGUGGUCACGACUGGAGCCCGUGGGCCUGCGAGAGCAGGAGCCUGCGAACUCGGGAGCCUGCGAGCUCGGGAGCCCGCGAGCUCGGGAGCCCGCGAGCUCGGGAGCCCGCGAGCUCGGGAGCCUGCGAGCUCGGGAGCCCGCGAGCUCGGGAGCCUGUGAGCUCGGGAGCCCGGGAGCCCGCGAGCUCGGGAGCCUACGAGCUCGGAAGUCUGUGUGCCUGUGAGCCUGUGAGCCCGUGAGCGUGUGAUCCGCCCAGGCUCGCGAUCUCGGCUUCAGAGCGGUGUCCGCCACCCCCAGCAGAUGCGGCCGGGAGCGGACUCGACAGACCCCGACUGCUGUGCCGGUGGUCUGGGCGGGUUGACACGUGGCGAGUACAAAAUUGCCCAACUGCCGGGAUGUGUGAGUGAGGCCCGAUCACUGGGCCGCUUCAUCGCCUUCGUUGACUAAGUUGCCGCGUUGUGUGCCUUUGCCUAGACUGCUCUGUUGUUACGUAGUGUGGUAUUUUACACUGCUUUUUGACGAAAGCGUUUUGUUUCGACCUGCCGUGUGUAUUAGGAAUGUUGUGUUGUCACGUUUGCUAACAGGCUUUCUCGACGGCCGUGACAGCUGCCAGGACGGUGUUUUGUUGUGAUUACUGUUGAGCCCCUCCGCCGGGUGCCAGGCCGAUA